UAUUUUUUAUGCUGCCGGUAUUUGUAAAUUAUAACUGACAUAAUUCAUAUUUUGCCGUUUCAUAAUACAAAGCAUAGGUUAAUAAUAUAAAUUAUUCAUACUGUAGACACAUUUAAAAUAACAAUGGAUGAUCGUCAAACAUCCGACAGUCAUUUCGAAUUUAUACAAGGUAAUCGAAUGUCAAUGAUUAGAUUCAUUUUGCUUUAUAAGUAGAGGCACUUAUUUUAUUAUCGAAUAGUAAGGUGAUAGUUAUCUAACAAUAAGUGUAAAGCUGUUGCAACAUUUCGUGAUCCGAUUUCAAGGAUUAUUCGCGCAAAUAUAUAAAUAGCGUAAAGAUACUUGAAAGGAGAAUUGGCAUGGCAAUUCUGAAAUUGUUAAUAAAUAUUGGCCUAAUAUUUGCUACAGUAGCUUUUCCUGUUGACAAAGAUUCAAGCAAUGAUUCGCACGUGGCGGUUAAUUAUCGUUUACCGGACAACGUAACUCCGGUAUAUUAUGAUAUUAAGCUAAUACCGUAUAUUGAGGAAGGUAACUUUACUUUUGACGGAGAAUCCAGUAUCAACAUCACAAUUCAUCGUAUAACGCAAAACUUGAGUUUGCAUGUACUGGAAUUAACAAUAGACGAAGCGGCGACAUCGUUGCUCGACAAUAAUGACAUUGUCUACACGCCGGCAAUGUAUAAUUACGACAAUAUAACACAAAUCUUAGUUCUUCACUUUGAUGACGAGUUAUCACCUGGAAAUUAUACUCUAAAGAUGCGAUAUGUCGGUAUCCUAAACGAUGACUUGCAGGGUUUUUUCAAAACUUCUUAUGUCAAUGAAGAAGGAAAUAUAGCCAUUCCUGUUAAUAUUAAAAUGAACAUAACUGCAUUAUUUAUAACAAUUUUUAGUGAACGAUCCUUUGUAUACGAUGAAACUUCUGACACGAUAUCUACUAAACAAAACGUAGCUGUGACAGCAGCACAUGAAAUGGCACAUCAAUGGUUUGGUAAUGUAGUCAGUCCAUUAUGGUGGUCUCAUGUAUGGUUAAAUGAGGGAUUUGCGUCGUUCUUCGAAGAAUACAUUCUCAAUCAGAUUUUUGAGGAUUGGCGAGUAAUGGAACAUUUCGUUGUUAAUACUCACCAAUCAGCUCUUCAUAUCGAUAUUGCUAAGAAUAUGAAGCCUAUUACAUUAGAAGUCAAUAGCCCAGAAGAAAUUGAAUCACUUUUCUCUUAUUCUAGUUACGGCAAGGCGCCCGCUAUACUGCGCAUGUUGCAACAUAUAAUUACCGAUGAGGUAUUUCGGAAGGGUAUUAUUAAAUAUUUACGCAUGCAUCAAUUCAGUUCGGCUACUUCGGACGACUUAUGGAACGCUUUGCAAGCAAUCCUAGAUGAAUCAAAUGUCCCGCAUAACGCUUAUAGAUUGAAAGAGGUAAUGGAUACCUGGAUAAAACAAAGGCAUUUUCCUGUAGUACACGUGACCCGAAACAAUGACACUAAUGAGAUAAUAUUAACGCAAGAACAUUUCCGCCCAGAAAGUGAAAAGCACGUCGAUAAUGAUAGAUGGUGGAUACCUCUGACUUUUACUACGCAAAAAAAUCCCGAUUUCUCUAAUACUUUGCCCACUCAUUGGCUAAGACCGCAAGAUCAAAAUAUAACUAUUGAUGGAAUUGAUCCAAAUGAUUGGAUUAUUGUUAAUUUACAACAAAUAGGAUACUAUCGUGUUAAUUACGAUUCUUCAAAUUGGCAAAAAAUUGCGGAUUAUCUCAAGUCUGACAAUUAUACAAAAAUUCAUGUGCUCAAUCGUGCUCAAAUUAUCGAUGACGCCUAUCAUCUUAUGAUGGCAAACCAACUUAAUGUCUUGACGUUUUUGGAUCUCAUUAGCUAUUUAUCGCAAGAAACAGAUUUUAUAGCAUGGUAUCCUAUGUUUGAAAUAUUGGAAAUUACAGAAGAUUUUUACAAUUUUCCAGAAACUGAAGUUUUCAAAGUAAAUAGUAAUAUAAUUACUUAAAAUGAAG
Molecule: messenger RNA, 1992 nt
Organism: Formica exsecta
Lineage: Eukaryota; Metazoa; Arthropoda; Insecta; Hymenoptera; Formicidae
Product: aminopeptidase N-like
Exons: 8
Coding region: 357-1985 (542 amino acids)
Biological process (GO): proteolysis; peptide catabolic process
Cellular component (GO): cytoplasm
Molecular function (GO): metalloaminopeptidase activity; zinc ion binding; peptide binding
Source: RefSeq, a predicted model, not a curated record